Molecule: messenger RNA, 4297 nt
Organism: Acanthochromis polyacanthus (spiny chromis)
Lineage: Eukaryota; Metazoa; Chordata; Actinopteri; Pomacentridae
Gene: col13a1
Product: collagen, type XIII, alpha 1
Exons: 39
Coding region: 65-1828 (587 amino acids)
Source: RefSeq, a predicted model, not a curated record
UUUUGUCUCACCCCUUUUUCAGGGUCCUCCUGGACGAGCGGGCUUUCCGGGUGACAAAGGAAGUAUGGGAAUUCCUGGGAGAAUGGGCUUAAAAGGACACGCAGGGGAGAAGGGGGCACCAGGCGAGCCUGGUCUGUCUAUCAUUGGACCAAGAGGACCUCCUGGACAACCUGGUACAAGAGGAUUUCCAGGCUUUCCAGGUCCAAUUGGGUUGGAUGGCAAGCCUGGGCAGAAUGGACUUAAGGGAGACAUGGGUCAGCGAGGUCCUAAAGGGCUCCCAGGGGAACCCGGACCCAAAGGAGAGAAGGGCACAUGUGGAGACUACACACACCGGGGCCUCUUUGUGCAGGAUGUUCCUCUGAAAACCCUGGCUGCCUUGCGCUCCAGUCAGGCUCUGAUGUCAAAGAUGUUGCCCAUCACCGUGCGCAACAUGCCCUCAAUAAGCCCUCUAAUCCUAAAACGCCUCAAGCAGGGCGAGCCUGGAGCACAGGGACCCCCAGGACCUCCAGGACCCCCCGGACCAGCUGGGGUCCCAGGACUAGAUGGAGCCAGUGGCCCACCGGGCAAGCCCGGGGAGCCGGGAAAACCAGGAAAAGAUCCAAGGCUUAUACCAGGACUAAAGGGUGACCGAGGUGAUGUAGGCCCACAAGGCCCUGAAGGCCCAAAGGGAGAUAAAGGAGACCAAGGAAUUAAGGGAGAUGAAGGAAAGAGGGGUGUCCCAGGAGAGAGUGGAGAGAAGGGAGAGCCAGGUUUCCCAGGGGCUCCUGGGAUAAAGGGGGACAAGGGAGAGCCGAGCACGACCGCCCAGGGAAUUAAAGGAGAGCCAGGUUCACCAGGACUGCCAGGCCUGAUUGGACCCAAGGGUGACAAAGGUGACCAGGGUGAAAAGGGGGAAGUAGGCCCUGAAGGCCCAGCUGGACCAAGAGGUCCUCCAGGCCCAACUGGGGAGCCAGGAAAAGCUGAAAUUCAAAACAAUGAAAAUGAUAUCCGCAACAUACCCCUUAUGGGUCCCCCUGGAUUACCCGGACCCCCAGGGCCCUCUGGACUUCCUGGCACCAAGGGUGAAGUUGGUCUACCAGGUCCACCGGGACUGGAUGGAGAGAAGGGACCCAGAGGGAAGCCUGGAGAGCCCGGUCCUGCAGGCCCAGCUGGUUCCGAAGGUCCCAGAGGAGAGGGUGGUGUCAUGGGCUUCCCAGGACCCAAGGGAGACAAGGGAGACAUGGGUCCAUCUGGAUCACCUGGUUUAGAUGGCCCUACAGGUGAAAAAGGGGCCACAGGGUCCCCUGGCUCUAUUGGAUUACCUGGCGCAAUGGGACCUAAAGGUGAACCUGGAAAUGGAGGAAGGUCAGAAAUGAUCUAUGGUCCUCCAGGGCCCCCAGGACCUCCAGGACCAGUUGGCCCAGCAGGAUCUCAAGGAUCCUCUGGGCCUAAGGGAGAACCAGGCAUAGGCAUCAAAGGAGAAAAGGGAGCGACAGGUCAGAAGGGUGACAAGGGAGACAGAGGCCAUCUUGGACUCCCCGGGGCUCAUGGGUUAGACGGCAGACCGGGUCCAGUGGGUCUAAUAGGACCAUCAGGUGUGCCAGGGCCAGCCGGACCAAAGGGAGAGAGAGGUGAAAAGGGAGAUGCAGGAUUACCAGGACCAAUUGGGCCGCAAGGCAUCCCUGGUUUAGUAGGACCACAAGGACUCAAGGGAAAUCGGGGAGAGAGGGGCAAGAAAGGCAACAGGGGGGCCAAAGGGGAUAAGGGAGACCAAGGAGCACCUGGAUUAGAUGCCCCCUGUCCGUUGGGAGAUGAUGGCUUACCUGUACCAGGAUGUUGGAACAAAUGACGAUAACUUUGGAAUGGCUUGUGUGAUUGUACAUAGGAUAUUUAUUUUUUUACUUUUCCUCUUCUGUUCUACAUGGAAAAAACAUUUUAAAAUCCUAAAAAUUAAUUUUUGUACAGAUUGUUUAUUUUAAUAUGUAUGGUUUAUGUAGUGGAUUUUUAUAUGUAUGCAUCAUUUUAAUAUGAUUGGUCAAGUAAAAACUAUAAUGUGGCUACAUAUGCAUGAUAUUUGUGCAUAAUGUGAAGUGGAUAAUACCAAUUAACUUAUUGCAUUAUGCUGUUUUGUUCUGUUUUAGACCAUGCUGCACUGAGUUGUGGGGCUGGAAAGAUAAUGUUAGAAUUUGGAAAGUCUUAAUAAAGUUUUAAAAUAAACCAAACAAUGACAAGCACUGCAUUUACACUAGUUUGAAAUUGACUAAAUGUUCAUACAGGGACAUAAAGCUGUUUUAUAUCAGCACUUUGAGUUUUUGGUCUUGUGCUCAUAUUGUAUUGAAGAACACACAGACUUAACAGAUCAGAUUUGGGGCUGUCACUAGAGGCUUUUUUCUUCAACUUAUGAUAACGCUGAUCCAUCCAAGUUGGUCCAGAAUAAAUUAUCUUAAUAUUAAUGACCAAAUUGAUGCAACAUUCAAAAAGAAUCUUGUAGAAACGGAUAAUAUAACAACACGUGCAAGAACGCAUGCAAAGCUUUGUACUUUAAAUCUGAAUAACAGGUAAAGGGAAAAACUUUAUAUUUCUGUGUUUUUAGGUUACACAGGCAUAUUAAAUACACAUACAUAUACACGUUCCUAAUUCUUGGCAAUUAUAUAUUUUAAUUAACGCCGUUUACAGCCUUUCAUGGCCAGGCCCAUGUAUCUGCACAGAGUUAUUGCAGUUCUGUCAGCAUCUGUGCUUGCUGAUAAAUACUACAGUUUCUUUUUAGUUCUGUACAGCGGUGCCUCCAGACUUUCCAGGCAUGGUGACCAACACAGCAGGUGAUGCUGGUGGGUGGAGGGGAAGCCACUGAGGGCUGAUAGCUUGGAUUUUGCAUUGGGCACUCAACUAGUUGAGGGAAAGAGUCUAGCUAAGUUUAUAUUGCAUUCCAAAACAACAGAAUUUUCUGUCACAUUUUGCAGGAAAUGUAUUUUCUCUCAUUUUGUUCCCUAUAACUAAUUUAUUUCAAUUCAAAAUAUCUUUGCCAUGUGUUUUAUUACUUCUUGUCAGCCAACCAACCAUAUGUUGAUGGGCAGGACUCAUCACCAAAAUGAAAGAGAAGCUUCAGGCAUGCUUUGAAAGUCAUUAUGAAAGUCAUUUUGAAAGUCAUAUUUUAACCAAAUGAUGUUUGCUCAAUCCCAACCACAUAGUUUUGGGGCCUAAACCCAAACCAAGCAGCUAGUUAUAGUCCCACUUGAGUGAAAGUUCUAUAGACUUUAUGGCUCCUUUAAAAUGGAAGCCUUUCCUGAUAUGUGACCGUCUUAAUUUUCUGGGCGAAGAUAUGUUUCUUUAAACAUGUAAAUGAGACUACAGUUAAACAGAAACAUAACCUAUGGGCGACAGUGUUGUGUCACUAGUAGUGUUGUACACCAUGUCAAGAUGUGUGCUAGCUAAUCAUUAGAAGACAGCCUUAAAUCUCAUCUCUGAGGUCUGAUAUUUUAUUGUUCAUGGGGAGUCAAGUAUUCCAGGUGAUUGCAGUUUGUUAUUAACAGUAGAGUCAUAAAGGAGGGUGUCAAGCAAAAUCUCGAAACCAUUUCAAGCUUUAAAGUUCAGGCAUGGAAAAUCCUGAAAACUAAAUGUUUAGUUGUUCAAACAACAGCUCUGUUUUAGCUUUGUGUUAUUCCUUCUGAACUCAGUUUAUUGUAAAUAAUUUUGCCAAAUUUUCUGGGCAGCCACUUCUUGCUUAAUGACUGUCAGGUUGUGUUUACUAAGUGUAGUGUUUGUAGGUUGUUUGUCUGUCUUCUGAUCUGAGUAACAGUAUACAGCUGAUGGUGUUGGAUGGAAAUAUUGCUGCUCACCCUCAAGGCAUGCUGCUGCAACUGUCACAUUGUCUCAUCCAUUUAUGAAGAAAACCGUAACCUGCUUGGACAAUGGAGAUCUUUUCUUUUUAAAUCAAGAACUUUUUGCCCACAUGUAUUUUUGUGGAGAAGCUGAGCUCAUUAAGCUAACCUCAUUAACUUCCCCAAGUGCUGGAGAAAUGGAGUGACUGACCGAAGUGGAGCUUGGUCCAUUAUAUGCUGCUGCUCUUUUACAAAGCUUUGUUUGUGUUUUGCUCUGCCUGGAUUUGAUGUUGCCAUGAGAGAUUUUUGUUGGAUACUUGCCAGCAAUAACAUAUUCAUUGUGUCAUGUUGCUUCACAGUACCUCACAUUAACUCAUCUCUUAGUCACCAGCUGGCCUUAAUUUUGCUGUUAUAUUGGUCAUAAAUAGUUAUGUUUAGAUAUGUUAAAAUGUUCAUUGUGUUUAAAGUGGCAAUCAUAAUUAAAUAUACAUUUCUAAGGA